AUGGCCAUGGGAAGCCAGUGCAGGACCUCCCAUGAUGGCUACAAGACUGGAGUGGCUCUGAGCUGCGAGGACCACCAAUCUUUGCUUUUCUUUUCUUCCAGGCAGCUCCACACUCCCACCAACCUGUUCCUCCUUUCUCUUGCUGUCUCAGACUUCCUUGUUGGGCUGCUGCUGAUGCCCAUUAGAAUCCUGCUGACUGGAGGCUGCUGGCUUUUGGGAAGCCUCAUGUGUGCUCUCUUUAACUACACCUCUUUUCUCCUUACAUCUGCCUCAGUAGGAAACAUGGUGCUCAUAUCAGUUGACCGAUAUAUAGCCAUCUGUGACCCUUUGAGUUACCAUGUUAAAGUGACACAAAGCAGAGUUCAAAUCUGUAUCUGUCUGUGUUGGGGCUGCUCUGCGUUUUACAAUAGUGUGAUUAUGAAGGACCAUUUGAAAGAUCCAGACAGAUUUAACUCCUGUUAUGGGGAGUGUGUACUUUUGAUUGAUUUUCUAGUAGGAACAUUUGAUGUCGUACUCACAUUUUUUGCUCCUAUUACAGUUAUUGUAGUUCUGUACAUGAGAGUGUUUGUGGUGGCUGUGUCUCAGGCUCGAGCCAUGAGGUCUCAAACUGCAGCUGUUAGUAUACAAGGCUCAGUUCGCAUAACUGCUAANUCUUGA
This is a messenger RNA of Poecilia latipinna (sailfin molly), 657 nucleotides long. Its product is annotated as trace amine-associated receptor 13c-like. Gene Ontology annotation, biological process: G protein-coupled receptor signaling pathway. The coding region runs from base 1 to 657 and encodes 218 amino acids. The transcript has 2 exons. The record is from RefSeq and is a predicted model, not a curated record. Gene Ontology annotation, molecular function: trace-amine receptor activity. Lineage: Eukaryota; Metazoa; Chordata; Actinopteri; Cyprinodontiformes; Poeciliidae. Gene Ontology annotation, cellular component: membrane.